Messenger RNA from Limulus polyphemus (Atlantic horseshoe crab), 3298 nucleotides. RefSeq names its product syndecan-2-like. Gene Ontology annotation, cellular component: membrane; cell surface. The record is from RefSeq and is a predicted model, not a curated record. Lineage: Eukaryota; Metazoa; Arthropoda; Merostomata; Xiphosura; Limulidae. Gene Ontology annotation, biological process: cell migration.
UUAAACAUUAAAGUAUAUGUAUUUUUCCUUAGUCAUCAUUGAAGACAUAACCAAACCAAUAUUAGUUACACCAGAAAAUAAACCACCUAAACCCACUUGGCACCAGCCUAUCGAAUAUCCAACAAAGAAACCUGACCCAACAAAGAAACCAGUAUUCCCCCCAAAAAAAGAACAACCAACAAUCAAAGUUACAACAACAGAGUCAAGCCAUAAAAAUCGCAUUCCUGACAUCACAAACCCACCCACACCUGUUGUUAUCGAGCCAAGAAGACCAGAUAAUGCUCCUGGUCCAGGGUUUGAUACAACACCUGAUGAGAAUAGAGAAGAUAACGAGAUACAUAUUAUGGGACAGAAACAGGAAGAGAAACCUUCAUCCUUUUUUGCACAACCUGGAAUACUGGCUUCUGUUAUUGGUGGUGCAGUUGUUGCACUUUUGUGCACCAUUCUCCUGGUCAUGUUCAUUGUUUAUCGCAUGAGAAAAAAAGAUGAAGGAAGCUACAUUGUAGGUGAUAGCAAAGGAAUAAAAGGUAAUAAUUCGUAUGGAAAAGGAAAUAGUAAGGAAAUAUUUGCCUAGAAAAUGUCUAGCUUUUUUUUUUUAAGUCACCAGUGUCUGUUGCUGGUCUGUAUGUGCAUUUGGUUGCUAUGGAAACAGCACCAUCAUAAAGAAACCAGACAUUUGAUUAAGUUUAAGAUCAUUGUUUUUGUUUUGUUUUUUUAAACUGUAUCAAUUCAUGUUGAGUUCAAGUUUAAAAUAUUACUUAAUCAAUUUACAAUCAUCAUAAGUUCGAAAUAUUGUUGUAGCUAAAAACAAAAAAAAUCAAAUAUUAAUUGUUUAGUUUUAUUUUCAGACAUUUUAUGUUUAUAUUUAGUAGUUUUAGGAGAGGAAUGAUGUAUUUGUGUUUUUUUCUAAGUUCAUAGAAAUGUUAAAAUUUAUCAAUGAACACAAUGUUUCUGUACAGAUAAUUAAAGAGGCCAGUCCUUAUAUUCUGUUUGACAUUUUAUCACUAAGCACAAGUAGAACCUCAUAGAUAGGUCAUAAUCCUGAUUUUUUUAAACAGUAUAUGUAUACGGAUUUGCUAUACUCCCAUUUGAUAAUAAGAAAACAUCGGGGAACAAAGUAUAAAGUCGAUAGUUUUGAUCUAAGGUGGGCCUUAAGUUUAUAGAAUGUUCUUCUACAUAUGUGCAGCCUUGCUUUCUACAAGAAACAGUAUCUUAUACACAUUCCAGUUUUUUUUAUUUUCUUUCCUAAAAGUUGAUUUUCCCCCAAAUACCUUUUCUAUUCAGAUGAGUACCUAGUACUUCUGGAAUUUAAAAUACAAACUUUAGAGUGAAAUGUCUUAAAUGUUUUGUUUUUAAAAGAAAAGAAACAAAAAAUAUUGCAUCUUCUAUGGUCUUUAUACUUGAUAAAAUUGAAAAAAAAAUAACAGCAUUUUACAGAAUUUGUUAUAAUUGUAAUAAUUUCCAUUUAUAAUUUUUUUUUGUGGUUUGUCUUGCGUAUGUUUCUGUUAGUGUCAUAACCAUCUACAUGUAAUUUAAAAAAAAAAGUGCAAGUGAUUUAAGUAAGAAUGUUGGAAUUUAAUUUCCUGAAGAAGGAAUAUUCUUGGAACAACAAAAACAAAUAGGAUAAAUUUUUUGCAUGAAUUCUAACAAAGAUAUUUGUAUCUUGACGUGUAUGAGAAUUACGGACACAAUAUACCAAUAACGAUGAAAGAUGGUGAAAAUGUAAUGAGAAGAUACUUGUAAAUAUGAAAAUAGAAAUGGAAGUUACCAUGAAAAUGUUGUCUUUGUGUACAUGUGUUAAGGAAUUACUGUCACAUCAAGUGUGUUUUUUGUAAAGUGUGUUUUUUCUAAUUAUAAUUUUUUGGGGUACGUUAAGCUUGCUGUGACUCUUAGUAAAUACAUGUGAAAGUUGUUUUGUAUUUCAAAGGCAGAGUAACUACAGCGCAGUUUUAAGAAACAUCUAAAUCUCAGGCAGAUAGAUAAAACUUGCCAUGUACCUUAAACAAAUAAAUUUAGUUUGUGUCCAUUUCUUUGGUAUACAGAAUGGAAGAAAAAAAAGUUUAAUAUAUUGCAAGUUUAAAAUAUUUCUGUGUCUGUGAUUUUUCUGCCUGUAUGGAAACAUUACUAAAGUUGUUUUACCUGUGCAUUAUUUCUAAUCAUUAAUGAUAAGAAUCUUGAAAAAUAUAAUGAAAUAGAACUAUUUAGGCUAAUUAUAACCAGUUAACUUGAAGAUAACUUGAUAUAAAAACAAAAAUUCAAAGUCUCUCACAUCGGGAAGUUAAUUAAACCUCGGCACAGUUAAAUAUUUCAGAAGACAAUUAAGGCAUUCAAUCCGAGAAAAAUCAUUUUCAGUUUUUCUGUACACGAAUCUGACUUUCUUUCAUUUCAAGUUCCCACUGUGAUGUUAUAAAACAUCUUGUAUGAGAGUUUAUAAAAAUUUCCCGAAUAAUUUAAAAGUUUUAGUCACAUUAUCUUCUACAGAUUUUCCCCAUUCUAAGCUCUUGAUUACUUUGCUAAAGUAUAUCAUCUCAUCCUAAGAUUUUUUACUUAAUUUACAUUGAAUUUUGCAGUAUAAAAGCAUAAAAGUGAUACUGAAAUAGAAUGAUGCAAUUUAUAGAAGAUUAGCUGUGAUAAAAAGAAAUAGUAACAUUGCUAUUUAGUAAGAUAGGUAAAACAAUUUUGACUGUGUAGCACCAUCACCAUUCUAGAAGCAAGCAAGAGACUUUUUUUUUGUUAGUAAUGAUGCUUUAUUGUUAUGUUUUUAUAUUUCUCUCUUUAGACCUCUUAACAAAAUUUCUUUCAGCAAUCUUCUUCGUAAGGAUAUUCUUUUCAAUAAGACCUAGUAAAACAUCUUAGUGCCUAUUCACUUUGCACUAUCUUAGUUUACUGUUGUUGUUGGGUUUUUUUUUUGGCUUAUUUUUUAAUAGUUCCAUUUGUGAAGUGUACAGUAAAAAUAUUGAUAAAACAUUUAGUUAUUUUCAUUUGAAAUUUAUAAACCUAGUUGAAAUUUUCAUGAUCGUACGUAUAAAUGUAUAAAAAGUAGAACUUAACGGCAUUCACUCAGACUUGCAUAACAAUCUUAGUAUUACUGAAUUAUCAAUAAAUUUUAAUAUUCUCCUUUAUGAAUGUACUAAUUGUUUAUAAUUUUGCAUAAUUAUAUUUUGUAGGAAACAAAAUGCAUGUUGAAAAACAUUAUAGUGUGUGCUACGUGUCUUGCUUUAAUUAUUUUCUCCUAUGGUAGUGUAUGUGUGAAUGUACAUAGCUAUGUAUUGGAGGAAAUAAAAUGUUCUUAACACAA